GAGCCAGGCUCUGCAAUCGGAUGUAGAGAACAUCGCUCUAGCCAGGCAACAGGGUCGAUCUCGGCUCAUCCUGAGUUCCGGGUCUGAUGAUGGCGGAGAAAACUCAAAAGAGUGUGAAGAUUGCUCCUGGAGCCGUUGUGUGUGUGGAAAGUGAAAUCAGAGGAGAUGUGACCAUAGGCCCUAGGACGGUGAUCCACCCCAAAGCACGGAUUAUUGCGGAGGCCGGGCCCAUAAUUAUCGGCGAAGGUAACCUAAUAGAAGAGCAGGCCCUCAUCAUAAAUGCUCAUCCGGAUAAUAUCAUCCCAGACACUGAAGACCCAGACCCCAAGCCAAUGAUCAUUGGCACCAACAAUGUGUUUGAAGUUGGCUGUCAUUCCCAAGCCAUGAAAAUGGGAGACAAUAAUGUCAUUGAAUCAAAAGCGUACGUGGGCAGAAACGUAAUCUUGACCAGUGGUUGCAUCAUCGGGGCCUGCUGCAAUCUAAACACUUUCGAAGUCAUCCCUGAGAACACAGUGAUCUACGGUGCAGACUGCCUGCGAAGGGUGCAGACGGAGCGGCCACAGCCCCAGACACUGCAGCUGGACUUCUUGAUGAAAAUCCUGCCCAAUUACCACCACCUAAAGAAGACAAUGAAGGGAGGCUCAACUCCAGUUAAGAAUUAAGAGGUGGUCCAGAUGGUGAUCCGUCUCUGCUGGUUUUUGAAAAGACCCAGCACUUUAUGUCCUGGUGACUUUAUGUUGGACACUUGAGUUAAGGAGAGAGGUCCCAUUGUAACUUAUAUGGACUGCAUUGUUUAUCUAAUUUAUGUGGACUGUAUUGUUUCCCUGUCCUUGUUCUGGUCAUUUAUAGACUCGGUUUUUCUUUUGUGAUACAAAUAUUAGCCAUGCAUUUAUUCUGUAAAAGACUACCCAUGAUGACAUGUCAUGUUAUGUGUUUAUAUUCUAAUGUAACCAUAAUAACUAAAUAAAGGUUUAGCUACUUGCAUUAAUCUUCCAAA
Molecule: messenger RNA, 997 nt
Organism: Microtus ochrogaster (prairie vole)
Lineage: Eukaryota; Metazoa; Chordata; Mammalia; Rodentia; Cricetidae
Gene: Dctn6
Product: dynactin subunit 6
Biological process (GO): mitotic spindle organization
Cellular component (GO): dynactin complex
Molecular function (GO): dynein complex binding
Source: RefSeq, a predicted model, not a curated record